This is a messenger RNA of Oncorhynchus keta (chum salmon), 4179 nucleotides long. Its product is annotated as protein lap4. The record is from RefSeq and is a predicted model, not a curated record. NCBI's taxonomy places the organism in Eukaryota, Metazoa, Chordata, Actinopteri, Salmoniformes, Salmonidae. Gene Ontology annotation, molecular function: protein binding. Gene Ontology annotation, cellular component: postsynaptic density; adherens junction; postsynaptic membrane. Bases 1573 to 2502 code for a protein of 309 amino acids. The transcript is spliced from 7 exons. Gene Ontology annotation, biological process: neurotransmitter receptor transport, endosome to postsynaptic membrane; neurotransmitter receptor transport postsynaptic membrane to endosome.
UAAUAUGGAGUUGGUCCCCCCUUUGCUGCUUUAACAGCCUCCACUCUUCUGGGAAGGCUUUCCACUAGUUGUUGGAACAUUGCUGCGGGGACUUGCUUCCAUUCAGCCAUGAGCAUUAGUGAGGUUGGGCACGGAUUAUGGACGAUUAGGCCUGGCUCGCAUUCGGCGUUCCAAUUCAUAGGGUUGAGGUCAGGGCUCUAUGCAGGCAAGUCAAGUUCUUCCACACCGAUCUCAACAAACCAUUUCUAUAUGGACCUCACUUUGUGUUCAGGGGCAUUGUCAUGCUGAAACAGGAAAGGGCCUUCCUCAAACUGUUGCCACAAAAUUGGAAGCACAGAAUUGUCUAGAAUGUCAUUGUAUGCUGUAGCGUUAAGAUUUCCCUUCACUGUAACAAAGGCGCCUAGCCCGAACCAUUAUUCCUCCUCCACCAAACUUUACAGUUGGCACUAUGCAUUGGGGCAGGUAGCGUUCUCCUGGCAUCCGCCAAACCUGGAUUCAAGCAUGAUUCAUCACUCCAGAGAAUGCAUUUCCACUGCUCCAGAGUCCAAUGGUGGUGAGCUUUACACCACUCCAGCCGACACUUGGCAUUGCGCAUGGCGAUCUUGGGUUUGUGUGCGGCUGCUUGGCCAUGGGAACUCAUUUCAUGAAACACCUGACAAACAAUUAUUUUGCUGACGUUGCUUCCAGAGGCAGUUUGGAACUCAGUGUGUGUUGCAACUGAGGACACAAUUUUUAUGCGCUACAUGCUUCAGCAUUCGGCGGUCCCAUUCUGUGGACUACCACUUCGCGGCUGAGCUGUUGUUGCUCCUAGACGUUUCCACUUCACAAUAACAGUACUUACAGUUGACUGGGGCAGCUCUACCAGGUCCGAAAUUUGAUAAACUGGCAUCCUAUUACAGUGCCAUGUUGAAAGUCACUGAGCUCUUCAUUAAGGCCAUUCUAAUGCCAAUGUUUGUCUAUGGAGAUUGCAUGGCUUUGUGCUCGAUUUUAUACACCUGUCAGCAACGGUUUUUGGCUGAAACAGCUGAAUCCACUAAUUUGAAGUGGUGUCCACAUGCUUUUGUGUCUAUAGUGUACAUUCCUGCUUAUGAACUUAAAAGAAAAGUAAAGGCAGGUUGUAAGCUGACUGGUAUAUACAAAUGUUUAUUGUGUUACUGUGAGUACACUAGUCUAAAACUGUGCACUAUUUCAGUUUAAAACUAAAUGACACAUUUUUAAAGUAGAUUUAUUUAUCUUUGAAAUGUAAUCUCAAUAAACAAAAUGAGUUCUGAUCCACAAUCAUUGUAGACUAAUCAUAACAUGUUUAGCUAUGCAUGAUAUUUUCUGACUCUCCAGGGGUGUAGAAAUUCUCAGGCUAACACAUCCUCCAGUCGCAGCAGUAGCCACAACUGGCCCAUCUCUGGCCUGCGCUGGGUGGGAGCCUCCAAGGAGCUCCUGCAUGGGGGCCUCAACCUGUUCCCCGUCAAUGACAGCGUGAGGGGACGCUGCUCCAGUCCAGAGAAGGAUGCUGAGCAGAUCGAGGAGGAACAGCUUGAAGACGAUGGUUCUGUCCAUUUCUCUGAGGGAGAGGGGAUGCCCAGGAGGUUCAGGCAUGACAGAGGAGACAUCCAGGAGGACAGGAAACUGCAGCGAUGCAGAGCUCAGCAAGCAGGGCCCAGUCCCCAGUCCCCCCCACAUAGCACUGAAAAGUUUGCUAGCUCCGGGAAACGGGUCCAAGCUGGGGCUGCCGACAGGACCUCGUCACACGAUUCGGUCAUCUCCAAAGUGCCCUUAAGACUACAGAUCAAAGUUUGCGGCCAGAGGGGCAGUCUGGGAAUCAGCAUUGCAGGAGGGAAGGGCUCUCUGCCUUACAAGGAGCGUGAUGAGGGCAUCUUUAUUUCCAGAGUGUCGAAAGGAGGGCCAUCAGAAAAGGCGGGGGUCCACAUUGGAGACAGAGUACUGGAGGUCAAUGGCCUGGACAUGCAGCAGGUCAGCCACCAUGAGGCUGUCACUGUCCUGAGGAAUGCUGGGAGCUGCAUCAAGAUGAAAGUCAUGAGGGAGAGGACUAUCCCGCGCCUCCAUGCCUGCCGGGCCCAGCAGGAAAGCACUGUUGCCGUCACCGCGGAGACUGACAUUCUCAUGAGCUGGCAGCUUGUUGACCUGGAGGAUGGACGCCAGCGACCCAAGGCCAAGCAGCCAGGUUCGGAGCCCUCUGUGGAUUGUGACCUGACCAAGAGGAUUGCGGCUGGAAUCUGUAACGGCAAUGGAGGGUCUGAUCUGCAGAGCGAUCUUAAUUGGUCCUUCUUAAAACGAGAACCGGAGGUCUCGUUUAAAAGCAAUGCACUUCAAGUGUUGAAAAAUACCAUGACGAUACCUCGGAUUAUCCUCACCCACCCCUCCACCUCAGACGAGGAUGUAGAGCCCUUGACACAGGACCCUGGCAGUGAGCCAUUCGAGGACUUUGAAGAUCCUGACAGCCACAUCCACUCUGAGUGCUUUAACAGUGCGCUCUAUCCCCCCUGACCACAUAACUAAAGUUUGCAAUGUUGAAAACAACUGACUUGUUAUCCACAAUCCACUGGGCACAGAUGUUCAACGUGUAGUUUUGAUUUACAUUUGGUUGAGUUGUAAAAUCAACAAAAAAUGUCACCAUGUCAUUGGAUUUAGGUUAAGAGUUGGGUGAAAAAAAUAAGAAAUUCCCUUAAGUUGAUGACUUUUUCCAAUCAGUUUUCCACAUUGAUUGAACGUCAACAUAUUACAUUUUUUUGGUUGAAAUGAUGUGCGAACUGUCUUUCUCCUGUCUUUUGUAUAGAUUGACUUGUUUAAAAAAUGAUAUUCCAGCUAAAGAUUUGUUUACAUGAUUAAGAAACUAGUAAAAAUGUCCUUGCACUGCUAUUUUGGGAUGAUUUACACCACUGUUUUGUUGAAUUAAUGUUGAUGGCUGCUACAGUAAAUGUUAAGACCAUGGCAGGAAUUAACUCAUUAACUUGUGCCAAAACUCUUUGUUUUGGCACAACAAUAGACUUGUUUUGCAUUGCAUCAGCCAUGUGGGAGACCAACCACAAUGAAUCAAGACAAAAAUAGUAUUGUUACACUCCAGCUUCUCUGUUUCUGAAAGGGAGAUUCACAAAACAAAUGAUAGUUAUUUAGAGGAAAAAUAUCUGUACGACACUUAAAAUCUGUUGUGCACUUUCAAUUUAGAGGUUUGUGUUCAGUUGGGCAAAGUGUUAUUCUUCUAGCUACCUCUACCAAUGAGCCACUGAAGCAGAUGUUUUGGCAAAUGUUAUGCCCCCCUAGCCACGAGAGAGAUGUCCUUUUACUCUCCCCAAUAGGAGCUUAGAUAAAAUGUCACAUGAGUGACUAUACAGUGGGUGUGUCCUUGCCGAGGCUCUGGAGACAGUCUGAACCCUGACCCCCUUCUCCUAACACCUGCAACCCAAUGCUGUCUUUUCACCUGGUGGAAAUAUUUCUAAUGUAUGAAAGGCCAGUCAGUCUAAUGUCAUAACCUCUUAAUACUUCUAUACUGGUCUGAGUCACUCGGAAAGGAGUAUUUCAUGUAGUAGUUGUAGUGAUGUCUUCAAAUGUACUUUGAAUUAAGAGAGUGUGAUGUUGCGAAACAGAUAGCAAAUCAAUUGAUUUCACACUUCUCAGGUUUGAUGCCUCACCAAUGCCUUUGGUAUUCUCACCACCGUGUGUACACGAUGGCCACUUCUAAUGUUAUUUCUAAAAAAUUGUGUAUGAAGACUCUCGCCUGAGAGAAUAUUCUUGCUUACUCUUCAGUCCACGCUGAAAAGCACCAAUGUUCAGGUUAUGAUAUGUCAGUUGCGACAUAAAUCAUUCUCGGCAGCAAAGCAAUAAACCUCAGUCUUCCUUAACAUUAUUCCAUCAAGUCUCUGCUGUCGCUGAAAGGUAACAUUAGUAUACCAGCAGAGGAGAGGCUUAUUGUGGCGAUAAUGAAAGAUUUAUGUUGUGCCCACAUUUUCUGCAAGAAUCUUAGCCAGAGUUUUUAGUUAUGCAUUGCCUCUGAAUAAACAUACCUUGUUUACUGAUUCCAAUCUGUGUAAAAAUCAAAGAAAGAAUUGUACUUAACUGGAUACCUGCUACUGUACUAGAAUGUGGAACACUUUAGACCUCACUUUCCUUGUAAGAUAUGAUUUUAUUUUGUUCAUUCUCACCUUUCUUAUAUUGCCAAAUACUUAA